CUCUCUCUCUCUCUCUCAGUCUCUGCAUAUCCGCUUCCUCUUGCCUUUGAUAUAAUAUGAUGAGAUAUGAUCGCAGGCAUUCGGGACGCACUGAGGACGCAGCCGCUCGUUAGCCCAAGGACGAGGAGACGCGCGCGGGACCUCCGGCGCAUCAGCACGCGCGCGACGAUGGCCGCGAAGGACAGCGCACCGGCGAGCUUCCUCAACGUGAGCCGCGAGAUGACAGAAAGCAUCAAGAGAGCGAUCGACAAGCCGUCCGUCAAGUUUACACAAGCCAUCAAAGUCGAAACCAAGAAUGGGAAAUCUGAAGACAGGGUAUUGGUCCUGGCUACAUGGCGGCUUUACCUCAUGGCUCCAAAAUUACCAACUAAGGUGGAGCAAACGUUUAACUACCUGGAGAUCCGUGCGAUCAUCCCUCAUCCAGAGAACCAGGUCGUCAUAGAGACAGAAAAGUCCACCUACGUCUUCAGGCUCCAGUCGAGUGACCACAUGGACCAGAUGCUCGGCCACAUCAACUUGACUCUCUCGCGCAUUUUCAACAACUCCAUCUGCGUCCCCUCUAUCUAUCAAGCAGAUGGCGAGGUAUCUGACGGAGGGCACAAAUAUUCGCCGAGCUCUGAAACAUCGGUGGAGGCCCAGAGAGCGUGCGGAGGCUUCUCCGAGACAUAUGCGGCGCUCUGCGACUACAACGGCAUAAGCUGCAAAGAGGAAGUGCAAUGGGAUGUGGACACGAUAUAUCACUCGCAAGACAACAGAGAGUUCAGUCUGCUGGACUUCGCUCACCUGGAGAGCAGAGACCUUGCGGUCAUCGUGGCUUCUAUGGCAUACAAUACGUGGUUCACCAAGCUGUACUGCAAAGACAUGCGCUUAAACUCAGAAGUAGUGGACCAGGUCCUCCACACGGUCAGUAAGUCCAGCAGUCUAGAAGAACUCACUCUAGAGAAUGCCGGCCUUAAAGCAGAUUUUCCUCAGAAAAUGGCUGCAGCUCUGUCAGAGAAUCCGGCGUCAGUGCUGCGUUCCCUCAACCUGGCCCACAACACGUUCGACAAUCAAGGAGUGUCAAACCUCAUCCAGCAGGUGUGUCAGCUCAGCAAAGGCCUCCGUCUGCUCAACCUCUCCAAGACCUCGUUCUCCUCUAAAGGUGCGAGUUUGCUGUCUCAAGCUUUGUGCUCCAGUGAUGACUACUCCAGCUCUCUCUUGCAUCUCGACCUGAGCAAGAACCCAGGCAUUCUUUCCGGCGAGGAUGCUACGAAUCUGUACCUGUUUUUGGCUCAGCCCAACUGUUUGGUGCAUUUGGAUCUUUCAGGCACCGACUGCGCUGUGGAAUCGUUGUUCGGCCCUUUACUCCGAGGCUGCUGUGCUGACCUGUCCUACCUAAAUCUCUCAAAGAACUCCUUCUCUCCCAGGAAAGUGAAAGACAUGUUGCCCACCUUUCGUCAAUUCUUUACCUCAGCGUUCAGCCUCACCCAUCUCAGCAUAGCCUCCAUGAAGAUGCCCCCAGAUGUGCUCAGGGGUCUCUUCCUGGGACUGUCCUCCAACCCUCACAUCUCUGACCUGCACCUGGAUAUUAGUGGUUGCGAGCUCCGAUCAGCAGGAGCGGCGGUGAUAAAGGACUUGUUCCCCCAAGUCUCCUCCAUCAGUACCCUGGACAUCUCAGAUAACGGCUUGGAUGCUGAUCUUUACUCGGUCAUCCCAGCCUUCUCUCGCCACCCCUCCCUGAAGCAUUUGCUGCUGGGCAAGAAUUUCAAUGUCAAGGGCAGGUUGCUGGAUGAAAUCCUGCAAAAACUAGUGCAGUUAGUGCAAGAAGAAGAAUGUAGUCUCCAGAGUUUGUCCCUUGCUGACUCUAGACUGCGAUCCCGUGGAACGGUGCUAGUGAACAUGCUCGGCAGCAACGCAUGUCUCAGGAAAGUGGAUUUGAGCGGCAACGGUCUGGAGGACACCGGGGCCAGGAUGUUGAGCAAAGCCCUGCAGAUUAACACCUCACUGAGGAGUGUGACAUGGGAUCGGAACAAUACCACAGCUGCUGGGUUCCAGGAUGUAGCACGCUCUAUGGAGCAUAAUUUCACUCUGCAAUGCAUGCCUGUGCCGCUGAGCGACGUUUCGCAGGCGUACCGCAGUUCCCCCGAGCGGACAGAACAGGCGAUUACGAAGAUCCAGCGGGCAUUGUUAAGAAACAACCAGACUCAGCGCUUCUCUCAGAAACAGGCUCUCAGACUGCAUCAGGGUCUGGUGACUAGCACUGCUGAGCAGGUGAUGGAGCGUCUGUGCGUUCGCGUUCAGCAGCAGGUAUGUGCAUUAAGAGCGGCAGGCGAUGAAGAGGAACUUCAGGCUGCUAGACAAGCUCUAAAGGAAGCCAGGAACUCUCGAGCUUUGUACCCUUCUCUGUGUGAGCUGGCUCAUGUGCUUUCCGUAGAUGGGCCAGUUAGGCAAAAACUGGAGUCUCUCACUGGAGAACUGGCUAAAGCAGCUGACAAGGAACUUCAAGUGAUCGUGGAUUCCAUGGUAUCUCUAUGUCGGGAAUUGUGUCCUCUAUCCUCGGCUGCUGCGGAACAUCUUUCUACACCUCUCUCCUCUAUUUCUGAGCAUGUGUCCAUCCCUCGUUCUGCCAUCCGCACUGCGCUGAUGGAGAGAGCAGCCCAGGAUAUCAACCAAGCUCUAGAAGAAGUGAAGAUGUCCGUGGUUUCCUACCUCACCAACUCGGUCGUGGACCAGAUCCUUCAAGAGCUUUACGCUACUCACAAGACACUGCUUCAGCAGGUGGCUCGCAUAAGGCGACCGGAUGACAGCGCCAUGAUCCGACACACGCUACGAACUUCGGACUCUGCUGAUAUCCCAGAGGACGAUUUCACAAUCAGCAUCGAUACAAUAGCCAUAAAGAAGCGCAGCUCCAGGACACGACGCAUCCGGCCCGUCUCCACCAGACUGAGUCUAGGGGAUGAUCCGAACUUGUCUCCUUCGCUGUCUGCGCCUCGUCCAUCUGUUGCGCUUUCUCGGAUGGCCUUGUGGGACAAUUUGUCCAUCUUGCCUACUCAAGGCACGCCUCUGCACCACGUAACUCAUAUCCGUCCCCGCCCACCAAGAAAACACAGGCCUGGACACACCCCUCCAGAUAUGCAUUUGUCUGAAAAUGGUGGGGUGAACCUUUUGGAUGAGGGACUUCCUGAUUUCUACACCAAGAGGGUCUUACCAGACAGUCAAAUAUCUUCUCAUCACGUCCAGUCUCUGAGACGGAAAAAGAGGCGUAACGUGUUGUCCAUCUUUUCGGGGUUCAGGAAGAACCGCUACUCUGCAUCGUAUCAAGAGCCGGAGCCUGCGAUCCAGGGCGAAGUGUGUGGGGACGAAUGUCGCACCAACGCUGGCACCAAGAACCUGUACGCUGUGAUUCAUCACCAUAAGAAUUCGCAGAGGGCCGACGCAUCGUGCGAGGAAGACAACGGCGAGACGGGAUAUCAAGCAUCUCCUCAGAUCUUAUGCCAAACCAUUCAUGGCAUUCCCUUGCCCGGGAUGAGGCCGGUGAGCCCGUCCUCCAUCGCACCGAGACAAUUAAACGAGUACAGUGAAGUGCUCGUCUCCUCAAACCGAGCCAAUAAAGGACAGAAAGUUUCUAAUGACAAUCAAGAAGAUCAGCAUGCCCAGGGUUCGACCUCGUCCUCUACUCAUACGGAGGACGAAGUCAUGGCAGAGUUGCAGCAGAGACUCGAGAGACCAGAGCCUCCUCCUCAGAGCACCAAGCCGAGACUGGGUAACAUGAAACAGCACCAUCUGGUUGAGAGCUCCGGAGAGAGCACUGAAGAGGACACUGGAGCAGAGAACGACGAAAAAGACUCAAUUCCGAGUCAAGACGAGCAAAAAGCAGAAGGACAGACUCCUCCUAUUUCUGAAAAGCUAGAUAAUUCACCAGAGAAAUUCACCAUGCAGCCUCAGGUAAUGCCUGCCCUGGUUAAGCCUGCAUCCAGAUCCAUAGAUUCUGCUGUCCCUAAAGGUGAUGAGGAAGUCGUUAACUCUGUUGUGACCACGAGGCCUCACAGGAACCGAAAGAUCCACUCCUGUGAGGCAGGCUUUCAUUCAGGCAUGGAGAAAGACAGCACGGGGGAAGUGGAGAUCUCCUCUGACCCUAAACCCCCGGUGAAAAAGCCACGAAUUCCCUCAAGAGCAAACAAAUCUUGCGAUAGUCCUGGUAAUGUGCACACAUAGUGCAUGUGUGUGUGGGGGUGUUUGUGUCAACAAAGUCCAGAGCCAAGCAACGAGAGUGACGAAGAUACAAGGAACGAUUGUACGCGUGAAUGAAAUUACAUCUGCCAAUCAUGUUUUUUUAAACACACACACCCCCACUGGGGUUUUUCAUAUCCUUUUCAAUGAGUCACUCACUUAUUCUUGCUUUGCAUCAUCUCCCCGUCUUUCUGUUUUCCUUUUUUUUAGUCUUUCAAUCCAGUUUUUUUACUCGUUUUCUAUUUUCCGCCUUUCUGUGCUCUCAUUUCCCUGCUGCAACUCCUUUCAAAGAUAUACAGAGCAAUAUAUUCCCUCUCCGCUCCUCGGCUUUAUUUACUCGCCCGGCUUCUUGCUCUGACCUCGGAAUUUCAUGUAACGGCCCUCCAGAUUCGCCCCACAAUUUCUAUUCCCUGCCGGCUCGAAAAGCAAUCACACUGAUGGGGGGGUGGGGGAGGGGGGUGUUUGAGGGGGGAUAAAAUGGUACUUGGAACAAUAAUCAACUCAGGAUUGCUUUUUUUGUUUAAAAAUAUUCAAUUCAAUCUUUGGUUCUGAAGUGAAUGUAAUUUCAGUUUGGUCAACACAUUGCAGUCGGACCGCACUGAAGCACAAACAUUUGUCCAGUCAUAACCCUUAAUAAACCAUUGAAUAACAUUCCCAUUUCCACGUCCAUGAUUAAUCAAAAGAUCUGGAACGGGAUGCAACGGAGGUUUUGCUUCUUUAGUGUGUCCUGUUGUUUUUGAAUGAUGUAAGAUGCAAUGAAGUUAAUUUACUUAAUUACAAUUUUUGAUUCUGUAUGGCUCUGAUUUGUUCCCAUACACCCCUGUGUUAGUUUUCCAGAACCUGCAGGAUGUCACUGUGUAGCUUCUCCAUAGCGACUACGAGUACGCCGAUUUUGCACCUUUUUUUUGGCUUGCUGUGUCUUUUUUUUUUCUUUCUUUCUUUCUUAAAUCAGUCACAUGUAUUUUAUGCUCUUCCGUAUUGAGCAGAACUGCUGUAUCUAAAUGAGCUCUAUUUUUUACUGGUGUUGUGAAUGUGGCAAAAUGAAUAAAAAGCUAAAUCUAAGUAA
Messenger RNA from Silurus meridionalis, 5275 nucleotides. It is a transcript of the gene carmil3, whose product is annotated as capping protein regulator and myosin 1 linker 3. Gene Ontology annotation, molecular function: protein binding. Lineage: Eukaryota; Metazoa; Chordata; Actinopteri; Siluriformes; Siluridae. The record is from RefSeq and is a predicted model, not a curated record. Bases 67 to 4194 code for a protein of 1375 amino acids. Gene Ontology annotation, biological process: cell migration; regulation of Arp2/3 complex-mediated actin nucleation. Gene Ontology annotation, cellular component: plasma membrane; lamellipodium. The transcript is spliced from 40 exons.